Meloidogyne enterolobii is the source of this 495-nucleotide messenger RNA. NCBI's taxonomy places the organism in Eukaryota, Metazoa, Nematoda, Chromadorea, Rhabditida, Meloidogynidae. The record is from the annotation of a GenBank genome assembly.
AUGAAAAAAUUUAAAAUAAAAUCUUUUAUUUUUCCAUUUCCAACAUUAUUAAUAUUUUUAUAUAAUUUUUGUUCUUCCCUACAACAAUCACAAAAGUUUUGCCCAAUUUGGGUUAAUACAAGAAUUCAACAAUGUGUUCAGCCUGUAGCAGAUUAUGCUAAAGCAGUUAACAAUCAACAAAAAAAUGAGAAAGAAAAUUCUGAAAAUUAUUUGGAUUUAAAUAAAAAAAAUAAAAAUAAUUAUGAAAAAAUUCAGGGAAUUCAGUGGCCAACAAAAGUUAUUGGAGGGAAAAUAUUUCAAGAAUUGUGUCUGUUAAUUAGGCAUUUUGAACGUUGUGUGAGUGGUUAUAGAACUAAAUGUAGAAGGCAUAUAACUGUUAGCUUAAUUGAAGCAUCUUAUGGAUAUCUGUGUAAUGAGGGUUAUGAAAGUAUUUUAAAUUUUUGUUUUUUUAUUUUUCUGAUCCUUUUAAAAAUAAAAACCAGAAUUAAUUCAUAG